Molecule: messenger RNA, 1785 nt
Organism: Rubroshorea leprosula
Lineage: Eukaryota; Viridiplantae; Streptophyta; Magnoliopsida; Malvales; Dipterocarpaceae
Source: the annotation of a GenBank genome assembly
GGUACGUCAGUGCUUUUCAAGAAGAGUAUGGUUAUGUUGUCUUCUUCGAUGCGCAAUUAUUUUGUUACUAGCAAUGAUUUGAUCUGUGGAUGAAUUCAUCUCCGGCCCCCCAACAUCGUAAAUAAUCAGCCGAGGAAUCUUCAUCUUGUCUUAACAGCCACUCCUUCAGAAGACAUGGCUGGAGCUCCCUUGACUAUGACCUCCAAACCUCUACUACCGCCGCCCCAUCUCACCCCUUUUCGCCGUUUCCGUACACCAAUAGCUGCUGCCUGCCUCAGUCCUACAACCAAACCCACAAUGCCAGACCCCCACCCGUCGCUGGAGGUCUCGGGAGGCGCUCGUGAUCGGUUCCUUCCGGCAUUUAAAACUCUUCACCUCCCCUACUCACCCUUUCCUAUCAUUGGAUGGAACCGUCACAUAGAGACCCUUUUCGCCGCCUUCUACAGGUCAGUCCCCGAUGUUAGAUACCGGCGAGAGUGCCUCCGCACUCAGGACGACGGCACUGUUGCCCUUGAUUGGGUCGGCGGCGACCACCGCCGGUUAUCCGCUGAUGUCCCCAUCCUUAUUUUACUGCCAGGAUUGACCGGAGGUAGUCAGGAUUCAUAUGUGAGGCAUAUGUUGGUGAGAGCUCGGAGUAGAGGUUGGAGGACUGUGGUGUUUAAUAGCAGGGGUUGUGGAAAUAGCCCUGUUACGACUCCCCAGUUCUAUUCGGGAUCCUUUAUAGGGGAUAUGCGUGAAGUAGUGGCUCACAUUUCUGCCAAAUAUCCUAAAGCAAGUUUGUAUGCAGUUGGCUGGUCUCUAGGGGGAAAUAUUCUUGUUAAUUAUUUGGGCAAGGAGUCCGAUACUUGCCCUCUUUCUGGUGCUGUGUCAUUGUGUAACCCCUUCAAUUUAGUCAUUGCAGAUGUAAACCUUCGCAAGGGAUUUAACAAUAUUUACAACAGAUCUCUCAAGAGAGCUCUAUGCAGAAUAUUCUCAAAGCAUGCCCUUCUCUUUGAAGAUAUAGAAGGUGAAUAUAGCAUCCCCAUGGCCAUGAAUGCCCAGACUGUCAGGGAAUAUGACGAAGCAAUAACACGUGUUUCAUUUGGUUUCAAGUCAGUGGAUGACUAUUACUCGAAUUCAUGCAGUUCAGAUUCAAUAAAACAUGUCCAGAUUCCUUUGCUUUGCAUCCAGGCUGCAAAUGAUCCAAUUGCCCCUAUUAGUGGAACUCCCUUUCAUGAUAUCAAGGAAAAUCCAAACUGCAUGUUGAUAGUGACACCCAAGGGUGGUCAUCUAGGCUGGGUUGCAGGUGAUGAUGCUCCAUAUGGAGCUCCUUGGACAGAUUCUUUGGUGAUGGAUUUCCUUGAGCAUCUGGAGAAAGAUGCAUCAAAACCUCUUGAAUCUUCCAGCAAAAUAGAAGGUGCCCAGCAGAGUUUGGAGAUCUUGCAGCAAGUAUAGUUGGAAUGUAGUGUUUGUGCAUAAGAUCAUGUUGUACUUGGGCCUGGCUUUAUGGAUUAGCAUAUUGUCAAUUUCCAACAAGAAGACUGCAAUUCUCCCAAUCAGAAUAUUUCCUUGGUAUUAUUAUAGCCAAAGCUCGGCGGAGAAUUAAAUCCCUGGUUCAUGAAGACAGUUGAUCUACGAUUGUCAAUUGAUAAAGAUCAUGAAUUGCAAACAUCAUUUCCUGCAAUUAAGUUCCCUGAAUUAAAACAUUUCUUAGGAAAAUAGAAGGUUGAUUACAUGGUAGGAUCUUAUGGCUCCAGUCUACCAUGAAUUUGUUUCUCGAAGUGGUAACCUUGGAUUUCAAAAGAU